Coprinopsis cinerea okayama7#130 is the source of this 819-nucleotide messenger RNA. RefSeq lists its product as hypothetical. NCBI's taxonomy places the organism in Eukaryota, Fungi, Basidiomycota, Agaricomycetes, Agaricales, Psathyrellaceae. Bases 1 to 819 code for a protein of 272 amino acids. The record is from RefSeq and is a predicted model, not a curated record. The transcript has 3 exons.
AUGCCAGUGCAUACCCAAAAUCCUCAUGGAACGACGGCCUACGCGCCCCCAGUCACUUGUCGAGCCGCUUCACCCGCUUCAUCCAUUGGAACGCAGUAUGGCGACGACGCUACACCAGAGGACGAAAUGGAGAUGGAUGACUGGGAGUUCGAAGAGAUGUGCUUGGAUAGAAUACGCCUAAGGGACCCUCGACCAGAAGAAGAAUUGGCAGAGCGAGAUCCCCUUGUCACCGAUCCAGCUCGAGGGAAGGGUGGUGACGCAGAACAAGCCUUGUUUGAGAAAAUUCUGCAGAAUUUGCGUGCUGAGAUCAAGCGCCUGGACGACGAGGAAAUCUAUGAGCGAGCGUUACUCAAGGGCUCCCAGAUUGGUCUCGAAAUUCAGGCUCCAACAACAGACAUUGACAAGAUCAUGAGGAGCAUGAUGGGCUCUGCACUCAGUCUGGGAGCACCUGAUCGUGUCCAGAGGCCAGUGCCAGCAGACGCAAUGCCAGAGGAUGUUCCGACACAGCCUGUGGAAGAGGUUGCACCCGGCCCAUGGAACAAUUAUGGCAAGAAACCUCCCUCGUUGGCUCCCCAUAUCUUUCCAAGAGCGCCCUCCUUAGCUCCCGCAUCGCCAACGAAUAGCGUCUUCGCUCCCGCCUCCUCCAUUGCCUCGGCCCUCACCACCACCGCUUCGACGACAGCAACCUCACCUAUGGGAGAAGAAAUGACCGUGGACAACCAUAUCGACGCUUUCAAAGUGCGCAGCCAGGACUCUCGUGCAUCUUUGACGGACCAGUCUCAUUCCAUGGAUGCCAUCCUUUUCCACCCCGAACUCUGA